CGAGCCUGGCGCAGUCGAGACGCAGCUCCAGCGGCGGCCGGUCGCAGUGGUGACCGACUGCUCUCAGUCCCGGACUCUGACUCUGUGUGCCACCCGGAGCGGACGGACAGUACGGCGGCUGUGUGCGGACUCGGACUGCAGGAGCGCAGCGGAGAGACGGAGGAGCAGCGGCGGCGAACGGUGCACUGUCGGCGGCUCGUAGAGGCAACAGAGCCGUGAAGGAUCGCCAUGCUGCUGCGGAACGUUCUUCUGUGCGCGCUGCUCGCCCUGGCGGCCGGCGCUGAGGAGGAGGCCACUCAGGUCGUCCAGGGAGUGGCCGUGGCCGAGCCGGGCGCCGAGCCCGCCGACCCGGCGCCCGCCGAGGCGCCCCUGGAGGCUCAGGCGCGUUCCGACGACGCCCCGGAGGAGGACCAGCUGGCGCUGGCCUCUCAGCUAGAGGAGCGCGACUCGGGCGGUCACGCCGUGCACGCGCCCCCCUCCGGCGGCUACAGCUCGGGCGGCCACGACGACUACGGCCCGCCGCGGCCGCCCAAGGGCAGCCCGCCGGUGCCCGGACCGAUCCCCGUGCCGUUCGCGGUGCCCGUCAGGCCCGGCACGGUGGUGCUGCCCAAGGCGCCGGCCGGCGCGUUCGGCGGCGGACACGGCGGGGGUCACGGAGCUGCCGUCGGCGGCGGACACGGAGCCGGACACGGGGUGGCUGUCGGAGGAGGACACGGCCGGCCGCGGCCCGUCUACAAGCCCAAGCCGGCCCACGGCCCUCCCCGCUACCGCCCCCGGCCCCGCCCUCGUCCCCACAAGCCCCGUCCCGUCUACGGUCCGCCUCAGCCCAGCUACGGCCCGCCUCCUAAGCCCAGUGCUGAAUACGGCGCUCCCAGCGGAGGACACGCUGCCGGAGGACACGCUACCGGAGGACACGCAGCUGGAGGACACGCUGCUGGAGGACACAGCUCGGGAGGACACAGCUCUGGAGGACACAGCUCUGGAGGACACAGCUCUGGCGGACACAGCUCGGGAGGACACAGCUCUGGCGGACACAGCUCUGGAGGACACAGCUCCGGAGGACACGGCGACUCUCACUCCUCUGGCACGGUAGCGUCUGGCGCCUACGUGGCCCCGCCGCCGCAGCAGUACGAAGAUGGCGGCCACGAUGCCGGUCACGGAGGCGGCCAUAAUGCCGGCCACGGUGGUGGGGAGUCUUACAGCGCUCCGGCGGACGACUACUCGGCGCCGCAGCCGUCCUACGCCGCUCAGGUCCAGCCGCAGCAGAGCUACUCGGAGCCGCAGCAGAGCUACUCGGAGCCCCAGCAGACCUAUGACGCUCCCGAACAGACUUACGACGCUCCUCAGGAGACAUAUGAUGCCCCUCAACAGACCUAUGACGCCCCUCAGCAGACGUACGACGCCCCUCAGCAGAGUUACGAAGCGCCGGCGCACCCGGAGCAGACCUACGACGCGCCGCCGUCCCACCAGGUGGCCGAGCAGUACGGCGCUCCGGAGGCUCAGGCCCAGGUCAGUUACCAGACGCCCGAGCAGCCCGCUGAAGAGUACGGUGCCCCGGCCGGCCAGUACCAGCCGGCGCCCCAGGACGGCUACGGCGCCCCGGCGGCGCCCCAGGACAACUACGGCGCCCCGGCGGCGCCCCAGGCCGGCGGAUACGGCGGCGGCGCCGAGGUGUGGCCCGUGCCGGCCGCCGACAUGCCCCGGAUCGUUUCACUGGACGUGCAGUGCGACAAGGCGCUGAUGCGUGUCUCGGUGCACUUUGACAAGCCGUUCUCUGGCAUCAUCUUCAGCAAGGGUCACUACAGCAACUACGACUGCGUGCACCUGCAGGCGGGCUCCAACAGCGCGCACGCCCAGUUCGACGUCAGCAUCAACUCGUGUGGCACCACGGGCAACUCGGACAGCGGCCACGGCGGCUACGGCGCCGACACGGGCACCUUCUUCGAGAACACCAUAAUCAUCCAGUACGACCCGCAGGUGCAGGAGGUCUGGGACCAGGCGCGCAAGCUGCGCUGCACCUGGCACAACCAGUACGAGAAGGCCGUCACCUUCCGGCCCUUCCCCGUCGACAUGCUGGACGUGGUGCGCGCCGACUUCGCCGGGGAUAACGUGGGCUGCUGGAUGCAGAUCCAGGUCGGCAAGGGCCCGUGGGCGGCGGAGGUCAGCGGUCUGGUGAAGAUCGGACAGACCAUGACCAUGGUGCUGGCCAUCAAGGACGACGAUAACAAGUUCGACAUGCUCGUCCGCAACUGCGUGGCUCACGACGGCAAGCGUGCUCCGAUCCAGCUGGUCGACCAGGCGGGCUGCAUCACCCGGCCGAAGCUGAUGUCCAAGUUCACCAAGAUCAAGAACUUCGGCGCGUCGGCGUCGGUGCUGUCGUACGCUCACUUCCAGGCGUUCAAGUUCCCCGACUCGAUGGAGGUUCACUUCCAGUGCACGAUCCAGAUCUGCCGCUACCAGUGCUCGGAGCAGUGCGGCCAGCAGGACAAGGGUGGAUACGACGCGCCGCACCGCCAGCGACGAUCGGCCGACGAGGCGCGCGACGUCGGCAUCGACCGCAUCAUCCAGGUGGUGUCGACGCGCGACCUGGCGUUCGCGCUCGAGACGCCCGCCGGCAACGACACGCAGACGGUGGUGGUGCCCGUGGAGGGCAGCGAGCACCAGAUCUGCAUGUCGACGCCGGGCUUCGCGGCCACGCUGAUCGUCCUGCUGGCGAUCCUGGUCAUCUCGUCACUUCUGUCGGCCUUCCUCUGUCUGCGGUACCGGGGCUUCAGCGGCGACCGCGCCGCCAUGCUCUCCUCGUUCGAGAACCCCAUCUUCCUGCAGAAGAAGAGCGGCCAGUUCUGAGCGCCGGGUGCAGAGCCGAGCGUCUUGCCGUUCGGGUGAGUGAGUGUGCACUGCGGGUCCGGCGCCUGGGCCCGGUGUCGCCUGGAGAGGCCCGAGCUCUGGCGGCGCCGAAAGGAACGGUACCCACCUGAGAGGCUGGCACCUCCGGCUCAACGAUGAUUCAGGUGCCUUUCUGGGAACGCGGGUAGGACGCAGCGACGUCGGUCCGAUGGGGACCGACACGGACACGUCAGAUGCCCUGACCACAGCGCGGCCAACAGCCUCUGAGGGGCGGCCGACCACCGCGCCGUCCAGUUGGUCUGGUCUAUCUACAGCUAGCCCCCGGCGAGCGUCUCUUUCCUGAGAGGGUCGGGUGCCUGUCUAUCUGACUGCCAGGAAUGCCUGAGAUCUGGUCACGACCACAGGCCAUGCGGCUAGGCCACGAGGCCCAGAACUGACCCGUACUUCUACCGUCACGACACACCGCCAGUGACCUGACGUACGGUCAGGGCGACCGUCACCACUCCGGGGCCGGGUCACGGGUCAGCGUGGCGCGCCGACCAGCCGAGGUCAGGGCGGGUGACGGGGAACUGCAGGGAGCAGGUAGUGGGCGGGCUCUCUGAGCCAGCCACCAGUGUCCGUGAUAUGUGAGCGUGUGGGAAGCGAGCGACCGGGCCAACGCCAGCUUUGAGGUCCGGUUCCGUGUUUGUCGUUUGUUGUUGCGCGUAUAGUGUUUCUUUGUUUUGUGUUGUGUAUCUGCAGGCACUAUUUCUAUAGCCGGGUGUCUGCUCAACUGCAGAGUUUCGGUGAAUCCUGAGGCUGUUUGCUUGUUGUGCCUUUAGGAUGUUGUUGUUGUUUGAUUUCCUUGUUAUCCAAGUGAAUGUGUUGCGGUGUGCGUGUAAAUGGACGAGUGUUUGAUGAGCCAACGUAAAGGAGCUCAGGCUAACGGGACUGCCUGCAAUGGGUGUGAAUGGAUAACGGGGCUGCAGCAGUAACCGCCACCAUUCAGCCACUGCACAGACUGGGGUCGGGUGUUCCAGUCGGAGCACAGACUGGGGCUGGGUGUUCCGGUCUGAGCACAGACUGGGGUCGGGUGUUCCAGUCGGAGCACAGACUGGGGUCGGGUGUUCCGGUCUGAGCAGAGACUGAGGUCGUGUGCUUCAGUCGUGUGCUUCAGUCUGCCAAGCCCGUGUCGGUAAGGGAGGGGUGGGAGGGGAGUGUACCAUGGACGCUGGCGACCAUUAUACGUGUAAUAAAUGUAUAUAUCUAUUA
Molecule: messenger RNA, 4098 nt
Organism: Amphibalanus amphitrite
Lineage: Eukaryota; Metazoa; Arthropoda; Thecostraca; Balanomorpha; Balanidae
Product: AT-rich interactive domain-containing protein 1A-like
Exons: 3
Coding region: 229-2847 (872 amino acids)
Source: RefSeq, a predicted model, not a curated record